Messenger RNA from Drosophila yakuba, 1561 nucleotides. It is a transcript of the gene Art1, whose product is annotated as protein arginine N-methyltransferase 1. The coding region runs from base 139 to 1275 and encodes 378 amino acids. Gene Ontology annotation, cellular component: nucleus. Lineage: Eukaryota; Metazoa; Arthropoda; Insecta; Diptera; Drosophilidae. The transcript is spliced from 4 exons. The record is from RefSeq and is a predicted model, not a curated record. Gene Ontology annotation, biological process: peptidyl-arginine methylation. Gene Ontology annotation, molecular function: protein-arginine N-methyltransferase activity.
CGAUAUUGGUUUCAGCUUUUGUCUGGGGGCAGUGUUGUUAAGCGACAUUUUAAACUAGCGUGCUGUAGAAACAGUCCCAUCAUUUAGUCGCUAAUUUUUCGACGUGAAAAACCAAAGAGACGCCGAAGAAAUUAGAAAAUGGCCAGCACAGACAUCCCCAUGGAGGCAGCUGUGGAAUCGGCGACCGGCAUCACGCCCAAUUCAAAUGCGAACUCAAACAAUGUGGCGAAGAAGCUGCCCGCGGAGGGCUCCACCGGUGAUAAUCCCAAUGCGAAUGCCAACGCCGACGAGAUGACGUCCCGCGACUAUUACUUUGACUCCUAUGCCCAUUUUGGGAUCCACGAGGAGAUGCUCAAGGACGAGGUGCGCACCGUCACAUACCGCAAUGCCAUGUACCACAACAAGCAUCUGUUCCAGGGCAAGACCGUACUGGACGUAGGAUGCGGCACCGGCAUUCUGUCCAUGUUCGCUGCCAAAGCCGGCGCCGCUCAGGUGAUCGCCGUCGACUGCUCCAACAUUAUCGAGUUCGCCCGCCAAGUGGUUAUUGACAACAAUCUGCAAGAUGUGAUCAAGGUUGUCAAGGGCAAGAUUGAGGAGAUUGAGCUUCCAAAUGGUAUUGAGGGAGUGGACAUCAUUAUUUCCGAGUGGAUGGGUUACUGCCUCUUCUACGAGUCCAUGCUGGAUACAGUGUUGUACGCGCGGGACAAGUGGCUGAAGAAGGAUGGCAUGAUGUUCCCGGACAGGGGCACGCUGUACAUCACUGCCAUCGAAGACCGACAGUACAAGGACGAGAAGAUCAACUGGUGGGAUGAUGUCUACGGCUUCGACAUGAGCUGCAUCCGUAAGGUGGCCGUAACCGAGCCACUGGUCGACGUGGUCGAUCCCAAGCAAGUGGUAUCCACAUCUUGCAUGGUCAAGGAGGUGGACCUGUAUACCGUGCAAAAGGCAGAUCUCAACUUCUCGUCCAAGUUCAGCCUGUGCAUCAAGCGCAACGACUUCGUGCAGGCAUUAGUCACCUACUUCAACAUAGAGUUCACCAAGUGCCACAAGCGUCUUGGGUUCAGUACGUCCCCAGACUCCACAUAUACGCACUGGAAGCAAACCGUGUUUUACCUGGAUGACCACAUGACGGCCAAGAAAAACGAGGAGAUCACAGGCACGUUCCAGAUGAAGCCCAACGAGCGGAACAACCGUGAUCUGGACUUUGUCAUCGACAUUAAUUUCAAGGGCGAAUUGUCUCAAAUUCAGGAGUCGAACACAUACCGCAUGCGCUAGGGGUCGCCAUAACCAAUCCGAUCUGCUAUUUCAGAUGGGGCUCAGAGCCCUGCAGCGAGGAUGCAUACAAUGACUAGACGUAAGGUUUAUUCCAGUGCGAAAUGUGCAACGAAUUCGUGUUGCGUCUUCUAAGUUUAAAGUGUACCUUUGUUAGUAUACAUAAUAUUUUUACACUCGUGCGCCUGUUUAAAUUAUUAUCCGAACAUACUUCUAAGAAAGUUGUACAGCAGCACGUCAAUUCUCACAUAAUAAACAGUGCAUCAUGCACGUCCCCUUUUGCUGGAAA